Messenger RNA from Cydia amplana, 1041 nucleotides. Its product is annotated as lipase member H-like. Gene Ontology annotation, molecular function: lipase activity. Lineage: Eukaryota; Metazoa; Arthropoda; Insecta; Lepidoptera; Tortricidae. Gene Ontology annotation, biological process: lipid catabolic process. The coding region runs from base 9 to 1019 and encodes 336 amino acids. The record is from RefSeq and is a predicted model, not a curated record. The transcript has 8 exons.
UCUCCAAAAUGGUGAAGUCGACGGUGUUUAUUCUUGCGGGGCUUGCCCUGGCUUCAGCUCUCCCAACCCAGGACCCUGUACUCCGUAAGCUGGACCCCGGCCCGCGCUUCCAGCACGUGAGCGACGGGGAAGGAAAGCUGCACCUCGUGGACCUGUGGCAGAAGGCCAGCGAUGUGCGAGAAGCGGCCAGAUACAAUCCUGAUUCGCAGAACAUUUAUCAUCUUUUUACCAGGUUAAACCCAACAGUGAGCCAACCGAUGCUCAUAGGCAACAGCGGUCUCCUCGGCCUGACCAACUACAACGCACAAAGACGCACCAUCAUACUUCUUCAUGGUUGGAACAGCGGAACCACUUCGGAUUUCAACACUGUGCUUAUUCCAGCAUUCCUGCAAGCUGAGGAUCUGAAUGUAAUCUUGGUGGACUGGACAGCCGGUUCCAACACCAUCAACUACGCCGCUGCUGUCACCAACACCAAGACUGCAGGCGAAGGCAUCGCUCGCUUCAUCGACUGGCUGAACAGGGAGACCGGGGCCUCCGCGACCCACUACCACAUCGUGGGGCAUAGCCUCGGGGCCCACAUGGCGGGCAUCAUCGGUCGGAACCUCAACGGCGCUCCAGCAUACCUGACAGCCUUGGAGCCCGCCCUCCCCGGCUUCAUCACAAACGACGACAAGUUCCGCGCCAACGACGGAGCCUACACCGAGGUGAUCCACACCAACGCCGGGAACCUGGGGUACAUCGGCACCCUGGGUCAUGUGGACUUCUACCCCAACGGGGGGAUUAAUAUGCCUGGGUGUGACGGCAUGGCAUGCGAUCAUGCUAGGUCAUACUUCUACCUCGGCGAGUCCCUAACCACUGGCGGGUUCACGGGCCGUCGAUGCGCCACCUACUUGGGUGCCAUGAGCGGCAACUGUAUACUGUUCGGCAACCUGCAGAUGGGAGGUCUAGUGCCGAAGACGGGACAAUCUGGAAUCUUCUGGCUGGAGACCAAUGCUCAUCCACCGUUCUCCAGGGGCUAACUUAUUUAUAUCUACAAAUAAA